UGUUGCUUGUGCUCUCAUUCUGAUGCUAACCACAGAUAAUCCGCAGAGACGUGGAAGGUAUCCAAAAGUGAUGUGCAGAGUUUCGGAGAAACAGGAAAAAUGCUUUUUUUUCUUCUAUUUUUGUUUGCUUGCCACAAUUCUUUUUUUCAGAUCCUCAAAUGAGACAUAACAACAAAGGAAAAAACAGAAAAAAUGCUGUUGCAGUCACAGACAAAAUGCAGGAAUAUCCUCAGUUAAAGACAACAUGUCCCAAUAGCGCUAUGAAGUCCUGGAAAACUGCAAAUACAUUACACUCUGAAGGCAUCUUAUCAGCUUUAAUUGAACUUUCUGGUAUAUUAGUGCACCCAAAUACCACAGGGAUGUCUACUCUACAACAGAAAACGAGUCCUAUGUGGCGAAGCAAACAUGAAAAUCUAAGGGGACUGCCAUCAUCUGUCAUACCAGGGCUUGUACUGGUUAAGAGAAAGCUGAACUGGAUGUUAAUGGGGGAAGGAUACAGCGCCCACCUGACGAUAGAAGAGCAAAGGAGGACCCUGAGGCAAGCAUUCCGCAUGUGGAGUGAAGUGACCCCUCUGAUCUUCAGGGAAGUGUCACCCACAUCUCCACUCAGUGCUGACAUCACCCUGGGUUUUGGAACAGGUCGACAUUUUGGAUGCCCUCAAGCAUUUGAGAGUGAAGGAAAUGAACUGGCACAUUCUACAAGUUAUGGAGAAAUCCAUUUUAAUGACGAUCAACAUUUCACAGCCAGCGGGCAGCAUGGUAUUAGUCUGCUGAAGGUGGCAGUGCACGAGAUUGGACAUGUCCUGGGGUUACCUCACAGUACCCGGGCCGAUUCAGUGAUGUCUCCAUCAUACAAUACAGAGGAAAGCAGCCUGGAAUUGGGAAUCGGUGACAGAAGGGAUAUCCAGCGGCUUUAUGGUGUUUGUGAAGGUCCCUUUGAUGCUGUCUUUGAUUGGCUAUGGACAAAGCGGAGUUCUAAGGGGACACAGACUUUGAGGUUUAACACCUUCUUUCUCAGAGGACGAUGGUCUUGGUUGUAUGAAAACAAAAACAGAACGCGUCCCCGAGAGCCGAGACUGAUUUCUAGUGAAUGGGGGAUCCCGCUGCGAACCAAGCUGGACACAGUACUGCACAUCUGGGGUUCAACCAAGCAAGUAACCUAUUUUUUUGCAGGAGCUCGUGUCUGGAUCCAUAAUUCUGAGGAAUCUAAGGAUCCCUAUGGCCCGAAAUCCACUCAGCUUAUCCAGGAGAGGUUUCCUGGUAUCACUGGACCUAUAGAUGCAGCAUACUUCAGUUACACCCAGAAAACCAUAUACUUCUUUACUGGAUCGAUGGUCACCGUCUUCGAUAUCAAGACCCAUCGGCCCUUAGGAGGAUACCCGCAGAGGAUUACAGACAUGUUCCCUUCAGUGACCCCUUCGGAUCAUCCAAUCGGUAACCUGGAUGCAGUGUAUUACUCCUUUACACACCAGGCCUUGUUCUUUUUUAAGGGCGUCUAUUUCUGGAAGGUGGUGGGAUCCAAGGAGAGAUCUCAGAAUGCCAGCUUGCCUAUCAAUGGUGUGCUACCCAGAAGAAGAGUCUCUGAGCAAUGGUUUGAUAUCUGUGAUAUUACAUCAGCUUGAAUACUAAUAGAUAUAUAUAUUUUUAUACCUGGACAUUAUAUUGGCUUAUUUAGUAUGUGUCAAUCUGUUUCUCUGUCAGCCCCCUAACA
Molecule: messenger RNA, 1711 nt
Organism: Hyla sarda
Lineage: Eukaryota; Metazoa; Chordata; Amphibia; Anura; Hylidae
Product: matrix metalloproteinase-21-like
Exons: 7
Coding region: 159-1622 (487 amino acids)
Biological process (GO): extracellular matrix organization; proteolysis; collagen catabolic process
Cellular component (GO): extracellular matrix
Molecular function (GO): metalloendopeptidase activity; zinc ion binding
Source: RefSeq, a predicted model, not a curated record